This is a messenger RNA of Pyricularia oryzae 70-15, 870 nucleotides long. RefSeq names its product protein transporter SEC13. The transcript has 3 exons. Gene Ontology annotation, cellular component: COPII vesicle coat; nuclear pore outer ring. Gene Ontology annotation, molecular function: structural molecule activity; protein binding. Bases 1 to 870 code for a protein of 289 amino acids. Lineage: Eukaryota; Fungi; Ascomycota; Sordariomycetes; Magnaporthales; Pyriculariaceae. The record is from RefSeq and is a predicted model, not a curated record. Gene Ontology annotation, biological process: positive regulation of TOR signaling; protein import into nucleus; COPII-coated vesicle budding.
AUGAUUCACGACGCAGUUCUCGACUACUACGGCAGGCGGUUAGCAACAUGCUCGUCUGACAGGACCAUCAAGAUCUUUGAGGUGGAGGGCGAGACACACAGAUUAACGGAGACACUGAAGGGACACGAAGGAGCCGUAUGGUGCGUUGCCUGGGCCCACCCCAAGUACGGCAACAUCCUCGCCUCUUCAGGCUACGACGGCAAGGUGUUCAUCUGGCGCGAGCAGGGAGGCGCGUGGCAGAAGAUCUUUGACUUUGCUCUCCACAAGGCCUCGGUCAACAUCGUGUCGUGGUCCCCGCACGAGUCGGGAUGCCUCUUGGCCUGCGCCUCUUCGGACGGCCACGUCUCGGUGCUCGAGUUCAAGGACAACUCGUUUGACCACCAAACUUUCCUCGCGCACGGCCAGGGCGUCAACUCGGUCUCGUGGGCGCCCUCGACGGCCCCCGGCAGCAUCAUCAGCACCAACGCCACGCCGGCGGCCCAGCGCCGCUUCGUCACGGGCGGCAGCGACAACACGCUCAAGAUCUGGUCGUGGGACGCCGCGUCGGCCCAGUACCGCUGCGAGGAGGGCGGCGUGCUCUCGGGCCACACCGACUGGGUCCUCGACGUCGACUGGAGCCCCACCGUCCUGCAGAAGAGCUACAUCGCCAGCGCGUCCCAGGACCGCACCGUCCGCAUCUGGACCAGCGACUCGUCCAACCCGGGCGUCUGGCAGUCGCGCGUGCUCAAGGAGUUUGACACCACGGUCUGGCGCGUCAGCUGGUCGCUGAGCGGCAACGUCCUGGCCGUCAGCUCGGGCGACAACAAGGUCACGCUGUGGAAGGAGAACCUCAAGGGCGAGUGGGCUUGCGUCAACAGCCUCGAGGACUAA